GAUAAUCUUUAAAAGUCUCAGUCACUCGUGCGGCCAUUUAUUGCAACUCGAUCAACUUAAACACAAGUGUAAACUUGAUAUGAUUGCAUGGCCGGAUCCUGCGGGGGUCCGGGGUAAGGUAUACUCCGACCCCCUUCUUGGAAUGAGUUUAAAAGGUUAAAAAUCUAACUAUUGGGAAACCAAUUUUAAAUAUUUAAUCUUUCAAAUAAUUUCAUUUAAAAUCUGAGAGAAAAUGACGUCAAACUGUUCAUUAUUCCUGAGCGCAACUUAUACAAUUAAAAGCUCUUGGAGCUAUCUUAAUUACCGAGUGACACAAGGCAGAGAGGAGUGUGUUCGCAUCGUAUCAUCGAUACUGUCACAUUAACUAAUUUACCAGCUAGGCGAUGGUAAUGUACCGGCUAGGCGAUGGGACGACCAUAGUGAACAGACAUUGUGCAGUUAUGUUUGAUCUGAUAUGAAAUCACGUAUUAAGUCUGGCGGAUAACAGAGGUCAUGCGCAUAGCAUAUUUACACUUGACCCAGUAUCCAUUUAUUCUUCAAAUACGUGUUUAGUAAAUAUUAAACAAAAAUUGGACUUGUAAGUUUGUUUACAGCGCGCUCGAAUAUUUGAUUAUACUUAAUCUUGAGAGCGAAAAACUGUGGAUAUACAAUAUAUAAAAACUCUUAAUAAAUGUUAAAAUGAAAAUACAGGAAUAUUGGGAAUUAUAUCGCUCGACCUGACAAAAAUUUGUAUACUGGACAGGAUAGGAGAGAGAUUAUAUUGAAGGAUGGAAUGGUUAUGCCGUUGUGGAAUUAAGAGCUUGCUGAAGGUGUGGCUUGGCCUUUCUGUAGGAUUGGUAUUCAGCUUUACACUGCUAGUCAACCAAAUGGUGGUACAGUUUACGAACAAUGAGUCCAAAGAUCGCUUUUCUAUGACAGUUCUUGAGGUCUCCAACUGGUAUAACACGAGAACAAACUUCUGCGGGGGCCAUUACACGGGAUACGGCCAUACUUUUUUCAAGUUGAAGUCAACUGUGUUUGACCCAAAGAAAAACAUUUUCACAAUACCCUGUAACGAGUGGAUGUUUUUGCAUAAACCUUCAACGUACUGGUUUAAUGGAAAAUAUGCUCCGUUGCGGUAUUCGAAAUCCUUGACCUUUAACAAAGGUCACGAUCUACGAAAUAUUUUGAAAGAUGAGAAUAUUACAAUAGUUGUCCACAGAGAAUAUCCGCACAAUUUCUACCACGCCAUGACACAGUGGUACAAUAUUUUCGUACUGUCAAAACUUUUUAGCUUCAGCAUGAAGAGAGUUAAUAUUCUUUUACUGGACACUGGGCCAGUGGUUCACAUUGAUGAUCAGUGGAAGUUAUUGUUUCAACAAGUAAUAAAAGCGGAUGAACUUAACAAUCCACUGUAUUUUAAGGAGGCCAUAUUUAAUAUACCUGGGCACGAAAGCCCAAUGUACUAUUUUGAUCUUAUAAAACUGCCAUUUAUAGAAGACUUCUCAAAUCAUGUUUUGCAAAAUUUUGGUAUAAAAGGCAAGCAGUCUUUUAACUGUAAAAAAUUAACAAUAACUUUAGUUCUUAGGCGGGACUAUUACAUGCAUCCUGGCGUAAGCACUGAGAAAAGAAUCGCAGAACGGAAGUUCAAGAAUGAGGACGAGUUACUUGCCACGCUCAGAUCUGAAUUUCCGGGCCAUACGGUGCAAACGCUAAUUGCAGAGGAAAUGUCACUUCCGAAACAGUUGUCCUUGACCUCAAAUACAGACAUUUUGAUUGGAAUGCAUGGUUGUGUUCUUACACAAAUCUUAUUCUUGCCAAAAUACGCCAUGGUGUUGGAAAUGUAUCCUGACUUCUGGACAGUUCAGAAAUUCUUUAGUUCUAUAUCUAGAUGGAGAAAUAUCAAGCACGAAUACUGGCAGAAUGCUGACAACAGAAAUGAAUUUGCCAACCAUUAUACAUAUGUUCCCACAAUUGUUAUACAUGAAUUUGCCCAACGUGCUCGAAAGCACUUUGCCUGUAAUACACACAAAUUAUAAUCUCAUUGAUUAAAAAAUACAUUUCUGGUCUAUUUUAAGAACAACAGACGAUACAUUUUAAACUUCGUAUUCUUAUUUCAACGAUUUCACAUUUAUUCUAUUCUGUCAUUAAUAUUAUGCCACAUUACCUGAAAACUUCCGUAGAGGAUGAUUUGUCACAUAUAAUUUUGAGUUAACUUCAGGUCUAAUUACAGUUACGGCUUCUCUUUGUUUCUUUUGAUUUAUCUAUGCGAAAAUUUAUACAAAAUAUUAUUGAAUUGACUUAUCGUUUACAUAGAUUUAAUUAAAUAGUAUUUUUACGCUGUGGUCUAGCAUGACAGGAUCUACAAAGGUAAAUGGAAAAUGUUAAAAGACUUUAAUAAUUUUAAUAGCUUUGAUGUACUUCGUUUCAUGCAGUUUCAAGUACUAGAAAGUAGUUUAUUAUGCAUUAUGUUUGCUGCUAUUUGGGAGAUCAAAGAAAAAUCUUUAAGUGUAUUUAAACAACGUAACGUAAAAUAAGAAUGUUAUAGACACUUUUUGCAAAAAGAAAAUCUUUAUAUGUUUUACUGUCUUUGUCUUUACAAUUGAGUUCACAGUUCUCCCGUAAUGAUUCUUGAUUUAAAAAAAAACAACAAAAAAAAAAAAAAAAACAACAACAUUGUUUAAUAUUCUAUAUAAUUUUUUUGUUUUUGUCCAUCAAGAAAAUACACCAAUCUGACGCGUUGAAGAUAUUCAUUAUUACAUGUGAAACGUUAAGAGCUGUUAUAUCGUUUAUCGAAUCGGCAUCAUGUUCAGCUUCGGAAUCUACUGCUCUCAUUUUGUUACACACAGUCACAUCUGUGUAUUAAUGCUCCCUUUGUCUAUAUUAAUCGAAAUAUUGCGUAUCGUGUAAAGUAAGAGCAUAUAAUGUCCUUAGUUUUUGAGCUAUCUUUAUGAUUGUUGCUCAUUCGAAUAAUAGUUAAAACUAUUGCACUCACAUUGCACUCACCAAUGCGCCGGUGUCUACAUCCUAACUUGGUUUAGUUUUGUAUGUAAGCUGGUAUGAUCUCAGUAUCCGCUUAUGGGAAAUGAUCGAAACGUCACACACUUGUUCAGUUAUAAUCUCAAAAGUAGUGCACAGGUUCCAUAACUUCACUUUGCGGUUGUGCAAAGGUUAUGAACUUGUUUCAACAUAGCAACUUUUAGUUAAGUUUUAUCUCAAUAUCUGCAAAUGGAAUAGACUGAAACUGCAUACACCUGUACACUGAGAUGAUUCUACUUGAAAGUACAGGUUUUAUAACUUUAGUUAGCAUUUUUAUAAAGUUAUGUCCCUUUUGGACUUCGCAAUGUUCGGUUAUGUUUUUGUAUGUCAGCUGGUAUUUCAGUAACCAGAUGCGGGAAUAGAUUGAAACUUUAUUACUGCGAUGAUAGGACAUGCAGAUGCUAUAACUCUGUUUUGUUUUUUCUCAAAGUUAUGCCUCUUUUUCAGUUUAGCAAUUUUCUUGUGUAAUCUGUUAUAUCAUUAAGUAGUAUAAGUGGAAAAAACAACGACUAACUGUAGUCGCUCUAUGUCUAUGUUUUCAUUAUUUUAUUUUUACACUGGCAAGGCUUUUGAACAAGCGAGCGUUGCUAACCUACAAUAGCUCUUGCUGUCACUUGCCCGUUUUAUUGUCUCCAUUAAUGGUACGAAUGCCGUGUUAAUUCAAUUUAUACGUACUCGAGCUCUAAAGCUACUUUGAAGUGUUUCGUAUUCAAACAUACUUUAAGCUGUAAGAUAAAUAUUAUAUUACGUUGCUUACAGGAAAAAAAAAUUGAGUUGUGCAGCCUGAAUAUCUUCAGAUAUUGGAUGAUAUAUACAUGUUUCUCAUUAAUGCCACAGCAGAUUGUUCAAAUGUUUGUCAAACACUUAGAAAUGCAAAUAAAAUAUUUUUGUUUUACCGCUUGCGUGAUCUUGGUUUAAAAAAAAGAGUCGUUCACGUCUAUUUUUGUACCAGAACGCUUUAAAUCAAAUAUCGGGGGUAAAUUCUCAUUUCCACAGGACUUUUGUCCAGAUUUUAUCAGCAAUGUUCAACAAUAGUAUUGUCAUACCUAUGUCUAUAGACAAUAUGUAGCAGUUUAGGUGGUUAAUAUGUACAUGUGCAUUGUUGCCCGUGACGAAAUACUAAGUGACAGAUGACUGACCAAGAAGCUAGUGAGAUGUAUUUUAUGGCCGCCACUAAAUCCAAAUAUUGCCGAAGAAUAGCAAAGCAAAACGGCAACAACUCGUAAAAUGUCAUGUAAAAAGGUAUUCACAUCAGAUGCAAAUCAAUAUAAAAAUGUGCUCGAUGUACAUGUUUGCUAACCACUGUAUUUCCAUAUGGAUAAAAUGCUGUCAACAGCUUGAUUUUGAUGUUCAUGUUUCCACAUCUCUGUAUUUUGAGGUCACCAACAAGUGUUUCGAACAUUUGUUACGACUUUUAACGUUCUUAUCAGUGUUUCCAAAUACACUCUGCAUUGCCUGCUUUGUUCAGAUUCUGAAUCUUCAUUCAAUUUGGCCUUUGUCAAAACAAUAUAGGCAUAUGAACAAAGGUGUACAUACUAGCGUUCUGAUAAAAUGCAACUUGUCAUUGUAACGCAAACGCUAAACUUAAAUAAUGCUAACACAGGUAUGCUGCACUAUGCAUUCGAGUCGUGACACUGAAAAAAUGCCAUGGAACAUGUUACACCUUUCCCCAAGGUACACUGAGAACCAUGUCAAUUCAGGCGAGAGUCUUGUUUUAUCUUUUGGUUUAGGAACCUGCCCGGUCCGAAAUUGUCAAUAACUGGAAUAAAAAUGA
Mercenaria mercenaria is the source of this 4792-nucleotide messenger RNA. Its product is annotated as EGF domain-specific O-linked N-acetylglucosamine transferase-like. Lineage: Eukaryota; Metazoa; Mollusca; Bivalvia; Venerida; Veneridae. Bases 768 to 2018 code for a protein of 416 amino acids. Gene Ontology annotation, molecular function: protein N-acetylglucosaminyltransferase activity. The transcript is spliced from 2 exons. Gene Ontology annotation, cellular component: endoplasmic reticulum lumen. The record is from RefSeq and is a predicted model, not a curated record.